Messenger RNA from Priapulus caudatus, 1253 nucleotides. RefSeq names its product protein Wnt-8b-like. Gene Ontology annotation, molecular function: frizzled binding; cytokine activity. Gene Ontology annotation, biological process: cell fate commitment; neuron differentiation; multicellular organism development. NCBI's taxonomy places the organism in Eukaryota, Metazoa, Priapulida, Priapulimorpha, Priapulimorphida, Priapulidae. The record is from RefSeq and is a predicted model, not a curated record. Gene Ontology annotation, cellular component: extracellular region.
GCGGUCCGUCAAACACUGAAGCGCGUCUGCAAAUGUCACGGCGUGUCCGGCAGCUGUAGCACGCAGACGUGCUGGCUACAGAUCACCGAGUUCCGACAGGUGGGCAACUACCUGAAGCGUAAAUACCACCGAGCCCAGCGCGUCGACUACAAGAACGGAGAACUGAAGCUGGGCAAUACUGGCCGCAUGGAGGAGCUACCGUCGCUCAACAAGCGCGAUCUGGUCUAUCUGGAGCCAUCGCCCGAUUAUUGCCGGACGAACAUCACCGAAGCAGGUUCGGUCGGCACCGUCGGCCGCCUCUGCUCCCGCCGCAAGGUCGACUCAGCCCACCGCUCCGAGCGCAAGUCCUGCAAGGUACUCUGUAAGAGCUGCGGCCUCAAGGUGCGAAAGCGGACAAUCGAACUGCUGACGUCAUGCAACUGCAAGUUCCAGUGGUGCUGCGACGUCAAGUGUGAGGAGUGUCGCGAGACGGUCGAAAAGCUGACGUGCAGCGUCAUCUAGCGGCGCCGCGCGACACCAUUUGUGUGACAACACCCCGGAUGUGCGACGAGAUCCCGAGAGUACCCGGAUGUGGAUAUGCGCGCGCGUUAAAAAACUUAUUACGGUUGUUAUACGGUGUGUAGCAAUCGCGUGUUUGUUUCUGCGUUCUCGCGAGUUCUCGCGGGACUUCGCGCGAAUAGCCGAUUAAUGCUAAUGCAAACGUGAUUGACAAUAGAUAGUCGUUACGUCACCGGAACUGCGUUGUACGUCAUCAUCCGCAAUGACGUCACGAAAGUACGUAAAAUUUCAAAUUUACACCUUCUCUGCACUCAUGGGGAAUAUAUAUAAAUGAGUUGAGAUGAGAGGUUCAGUCUAGUUAUGAGAUGACAUUAUUACAGUAUUAUGAUAGUGGGCUCGAUAUUACGUAUAUACAUAUAUAUAUAUAUAUAUAUGUAUAUACACGUAUAUAUAUAUGUAUAUAUAUAUAUAUAUUCAUAUUUGCUGUGUGUGUAAAUAUAUAUAUUUGACAUUGAUGUAUUGCUGAGCUGUGUCCGUAGAGUAAUGACUGGACGAUAAAACACGAGGUUUUAUAUAUAGACGCUGAAGAUGAUGACUAUUAACUACGACAAUUAUGACACCAUAGAAGGAUAAUCAGGAAGAAUUAAGACAUUUAUCAAGUGUGAUUGUUGUGCAGAGAAACAUGUAAUAAUUUGUAAAUAUCAUUCAUACGUUGUUAAUAAAAUUUUAAUUGUUGUAAACAAAUUUAAUUUUAA